AGAGGAGUCAGAAAGCACGGUAAGGAAUCUAUAGUAGCUUGACCACAAAACAAGUUGUAGGCAGACCAAAGCGAAGGUAAAGCACUCCUGCUGUGGUCACGAUCAACAUGGCAGCUUCAUCGUCUACAGUUCUUCAACCUGGCCAGGCUGGUGAAACCACCUCCACGACCAGUGCUACAUCUGCAGCGCCACAAGGAAACGCCGCAGUUGCCCAACUAGUACAACCCACGACCUUGACUGGUGGAGGUCCCGCAUUUACUCCCUCUGCAGGUGCAACCACUAUCCACACUGCCAAUACCAACAAACGCGACCAGAAGACCGCAGACACGGCCGGGGGAACCGCGGAGGGAAAUAAACACAACAAUGCGAAUAUGAACUGCAAAAGUAUCGCACUCGUAUAAAUGCAUCACAAAUUUCCUCAGCGUGAGAAAUAAGAUUUGUAGUGCGGAGGUACUUUAAGAAAAGCAAAAAGAUUUGUAAUGCAUGGCUGCAAUACGAAAAAUACGAUGCUUGUUUUGCACAGGAUAGCGAAGAAGGCGAAACACGGCAUGUCACCGGAAGAGAAGCGGCAGGAGAUGCUGGCUUGGUGGAAAAGUGAGAACGAGGGCGGGAACUUCUACACACUUAAGGAGUUGGAAAACGGCUUGAAGCCCAAGGGGAUCCGGCAGCCCUACCUGAAGGAGAUUUUGGAAGCUCUGCUCUCCGAAGCAGAAGUGUUGCAAGACAAGGUCGGUUCCAGCACCGUUUUUUGGCUGAAUCCGAAGAAUAUCCUGUGCAAAAGUAUCGUACUCGUAUAAAUGCAAGUCUUGCAUCACAAAUCUCCAUACCAAGGCAAAACAGCAUGACAAAUUCCAUUUGUCGCGUUGAGCUAAUUUGUAUUGCAAUUACUACUAGUACGAUACUUUUGCAGUUCAUAAAGAAAGUUGCUUCGGAAAAACAGCAGUUGCGCGAGCUGGAGCACUUGGAGACGGUCAUCGAAAAGCAGUUGGUCCAACAGUUGCAGCAGCUAAAAACGAACUUCGAAACGGUCAACGUAACAGCUACAACAACCUCCAGUUGUGCCGCGGGAAAAGAGAACAACAGCACGCCGGGGGUUGGAACAACCGCUUUAUUGCCCCAGAAAGCUGACGUGGAUAGGAUCACCAAGACGAAUAACAAGCUGAAACUGGAUAUGCAUUGCAAAUAUGCCUGGGUCUGGAAGGAUGUAACUUGUGAUGCUGCAUUUGCAUGCUACAAAAAUCUGUACUGCAUGACCCGCAAAAGAGGUCCAGUUUUUGCCAUGGAAAGAGGGCAACAUCUCUCAUGCGGUAUAGGCAUCAGGAUGCCCUCGCAAAAUCAGUGAUGCUAGGGCAACAUGCAUCAAAGACGUCAGGAAUCAUGCAAAAUGUGCAUGACAAACCUUGCAUCCUUCCAGACCCAGACACUUUUGCAUUUGAUACUGGAAAUCUCCCAGCUGCGGAAGAAGGACCCCGCGGAGCUGAUGAAAUAUCCUCUGCAAAAGUAUCGUACUCGUAGUAAUUAUUGCAGCCAUGCAUGACAAAUCUCCUGCGGCCGUAGCUGCUUGCGGCGACGGUGCAAAGGUUUUCGAUGUGGCGCAGUCGGGUAUGCAUGACAAAUCCAGCUGUCUACUCGAACACGCAUGACAAAUUGCUUUUUUCUAGAUAAAAUUUGUAAUGCAAUGUCUACUACGUACGAUAGUUUUGCAAUGCAUAUGAAACAGCGGUCCAUGAUUCCGACCGUGAAAGAAAUGGUGAACAAAUGGGGAUACCUAUCCUGUGUAAAAACGUCCUCACCCCAAUAUCGUCAUGCAAAUGUGCAAUGACAGGAACGUUUGUAAUGCGCAGCUCCAUAAGUAGAGGCAUUACCAAUCGCGAUUUGGAAUUUGUAAUGCUGGAAACAGGAUGAGAAAGUGGCUUUCUCAUGCGGCUUCCCUUGCCAACCAGCACUACACAACUGCAGAGGGAAACUUGUCAUGCACAGCUCCCAAAACUUGGAGAUUUGUGUUGCUAGAUUCCCAACUUGACUAUGCUGUGGGAACGUUUUUGCUUGGGAUAAUACCACAUCGACACGUGUCGGAGUCACCUGGCGCGGUCCGGAGGCAUUGCGGUGGCGGAUAUCAAUGCGCAUUUCGAGCUAUGCAUUUUUGCAAAAUUGUCGCAUUUCGAGUCGAAAUUGCAUUUGCAAACUUGUUUUCGAACUAGAAAAUUUUCCAAGGGUGAUUUUUUCCCUUAUGAGGGACGAUGGAAGAUCUGUAAUGCAGGACCAGAUCAUUGCCAUUGCGAUUGCAAUUGCAAUUGCAAUUACAACUACCGAUGCGAUACUUUUGCACAGGAUAUGAGCUCCCGGAGGAGUACGAGGAGGUUGCGUAG
Molecule: messenger RNA, 2369 nt
Organism: Amoebophrya sp. A120
Lineage: Eukaryota; Dinophyceae; Syndiniales; Amoebophryaceae
Source: the annotation of a GenBank genome assembly